Molecule: messenger RNA, 468 nt
Organism: Rhizophagus irregularis DAOM 181602=DAOM 197198
Lineage: Eukaryota; Fungi; Glomeromycota; Glomeromycetes; Glomerales; Glomeraceae
Source: RefSeq, a predicted model, not a curated record
AUGACUGAGUCUGUUAAAAUACUAACCGCCGAUUAUCUGGAUUGGCAUGCCAAAUUAACUGGGUUACCAAGUAUUUUGACAGAUAAGAUUCAUUCCAAAUUAUACAAAAGAUAUAAAAAAGAAACUGGAUGUGAGCCAUGGCAAUUAUCAAAAGCUGUGACAAGUAUAUCAGAAAAGCCUCAAGCCUCUGAUUUCAAGCCUAUCACUUUUGAAGCCAAACCCGAUCCAGAAUUAAUUAUCAGAUCUGUGUUAGAGCAUUUCACAUGCCUGAAAUUCCGAAAUAGUUUUAGAGGGAUUGAUAAUUAUAAUUUUGCAUCACCUCAGCCGUGGAGCUCACCAUGUCCUAUUUGUGAUGGAAAACAUGGGAAUUAUGGAUUACAUGGCGAAUGGUAUAAAAAUGGAACGGAAUAUUGUAUUACUUGCUUCACUUCAAGCAAUAAACUCAAGUUCGCAAUUGUAGCCAUGUGA